Prunus avium (sweet cherry) is the source of this 1629-nucleotide messenger RNA. NCBI's taxonomy places the organism in Eukaryota, Viridiplantae, Streptophyta, Magnoliopsida, Rosales, Rosaceae. The record is from RefSeq and is a predicted model, not a curated record.
AGAGAAGGGAGGUUUACCAACAAGACUACAAUUCUUUCUCUGAUCUGAAAAUGUGGGCUGUUGUUGGAUUGAGUUUAGUAGUUUUGCUAGUGACAUACAUUACUCACUGGAUUACACAAUGGAGAAAUCCAAAGUGCAAUGGGGUUCUCCCUCCAGGUUCUAUGGGCUGGCCUCUCGUUGGAGAGACUCUCAAUGCGAUGACUAAGAGCUAUUCCCUUGAUCUUCAUCCUUUCUAUAAGAAGAGACUUCAAAAAUAUGGCCCAAUAUUUCGGACUAGUUUGGCUGGUAGACCAAUUGUAGUCUCAGUCGAUCCCGAAUUCAAUAGUUACCUCUUUCAACAAGAAGGCAAGCUCGUUGAACUAUGGUACUUGGACUCAUUUACCAAGAUCAUCUUGGUAAAUGAGUCCAAGUACCAUAGUUCAACUAGCUUGGCUGGUAAACCAAUUGUAGUCUCAGCCGAUCCCAAAUUCAAUAGUUACCUCUUUCAACAAGAAGGCAAGCUCGUUGAACUAUGGUACUUGGACUCAUUUACCAAGAUCAUCUUGGUAAAUGAGUCCAAGUACCAUAGUUCAACUAGCUUGGCUGGUAAACCAAUUGUAGUCUCAGCCGAUCCCAAAUUCAAUAGUUACCUCUUUCAACAAGAAGGCAAGCUCGUUGAACUAUGGUACUUGGACUCAUUUACCAAGAUCAUCUUGGUAAAUGAGUCCAAGUACCAUAGUUCAACUAGCUUGGCUGGUAAACCAAUUGUAGUCUCAGCCGAUCCCAAAUUCAAUAGUUACCUCUUUCAACAAGAAGGCAAGCUCGUUGAACUAUGGUACUUGGACUCAUUUACCAAGAUCAUCUUGGUAAAUGAGUCCAAGUACCAUAGUUCAACUAGCUUGGCUGGUAAACCAAUUGUAGUCUCAGCCGAUCCCAAAUUCAAUAGUUACCUCUUUCAACAAGAAGGCAAGCUAGUUGAACUACGGUACUUGGACUCAUUUACCAAGAUCUUCAAGGUUGCUGACGACAUAAGUGCAGCCGAGAUCGUUCACAAAUAUGUCACAAAUAAUGAAAUAUCUUUUGUCGUCAAGGCUGAGAAUGAGGCACUUCUCAAAAACAGAGAAAAUGCAAAUUCCUCACUCACAUGGGACGAAUAUAAAUCGAUGACUUUCACUCGUCAGGUUAUCAAUGAAACUCUUAGACUGGGAAAUGUUGCACCUGCAUUGCUACGCAGAGCUUUGAAAGAUAUCCCAGUAAAGGGAUUUACAAUUCCAGCAGGUUGGACGAUUGUGGCUCUCACCUCUGCACUUCAACUAAGUCCCAACACAUUCAAGGAUCCCCUCGAGUUCAAUCCGUGGCGUUGGAAGGACCUUGACUCCCUUGUUAUAUCGAAGAACUUCAUGCCGUUUGGUCGAGGAUCGAGACAAUGCGCAGGGGCAGAGUAUAGUAGGGUGUUCUUGGCCACCUUUCUCCAUGUCAUGGUCACCAAAUAUAGCUGGAAAAGGAUCAAAGCGGGACCCAUUGCUCGAACGCAUGUGUUAGGAUUUGGGGCAAGCAUUCACAUUAAGCUCUCGGAGAAGAAAAACUGAGAUACUUUUCAAAUUCUGUUUAUGGGAAAUGAUCGAGCACUUGUCUAGAUGUACCUAUAAU